UCUCAAAGAGAGUGGCGUCUUAAUCUUUGCUAUUGGCACCAAAAAUUCCAGCCGAGAGGUUGAGAAGAUUUCUUCCGAUCCUACCUAUGCCCAGUCUGUGUCAGACUUUUCGGAGCUGCCAAAUGUCCAGCAGCAAUUCCUGGCCUCUGUGAACACUGCUGUCUUGGAGGUAACACAGACAUCACCACCGGUUUUGGGUAAGACUGAUUUAACCAUAUUGCUCCUCAUCUCUUCAGAUAGGCUUUUCUGUGGUGUAUUUAUUCCUUUCUGCCCCCAAUGUAGAGAAAAAUGAACUAUUGUCAGGCCAGCGUGUUGCAUGUCCAGACAUAUCUUAAAACAACCCGAGAGUGAUUUGAGUGCUAGAGUUUCACCCAUACUCUGCAGGCUAAAGUUCUCAUAUGGGUGUGUGUCUGUGCAUUUCAAUACCCUUAGUUGACAGAAGAAUCCCCCGAAAAGACGUGGUGUUCAUGCUGGAUGGUUCCGAUGGAACAAGGAACGUGUUCCCAGCAGUGCUUGACUUUGUUCAGAGAGUGGUGGAGAAACUAAAUGUGGGUGAGGGCAAAGACCGUGUGUCUGUGGUCCAGUACAGCAGAGACCCAGUGGCCCACUUCUACCUAAACACCCACUCAAGGAAGGAAGAUGUUCUUGAGAAUGUUAGAAGUCUGAGACAUAAAGGAGGAAGGCCCCUCAACACUGGUGCAGCUCUCCAGUAUGUGAGGGAGAACGUGUUCACAGCCUCCUCCGGUUCUAGACGCUUAGAAGGUGUGCCACAAAUGCUGAUCCUGCUUAGCGGUGGAAAGUCUUUUGACAGCGUGGACGCUCCAGCCUCGGCUCUUAAACAGCUGGGAGUGCAGAUCCUUCCAAUUGGAAGCAGGAACUCUGACAGCAGAGAGCUGCAGAGGAUCUCACACGACCCUAGUUACGCAAUGUCAGUGUCCGACUUCAGUGACCUUCCAAGUGUUCAACAGCAACUUCUCUCUGUCGUGAGCCCAGUAGUAGUGGAGGCCACUCCCAAAACACCGACAGUCAUAGUCGAGGGCCGUGCUGCCAGGAGAGACGUCAUACUCCUCCUUGAUGGUUCAGACGGAAAUAGGAAUGGAUUCCCCGCCAUGCGUGACUUUGUUCAGAGAGUGGUGGAGAAACUCCAUGUGGAUGAAGGCAGAGACCGCGUUUCUGUGGUCCAGUACAGCCAAGAGCCCGAGGCUAGUUUCUAUCUGAACACCUACACCACAAAGGAAGAGGUUCUGGAACAUGUCCGCGGUCUGAGGCACAAAGGAGGGAGACCCCUCAACACCGGGUCAGCCCUCCAGUAUGUGAGAGACAGUGUCCUCAGUGAUUCCUCUGGCAGUAGACGCCUGCAGGGUGUCCCACAGAUACUGAUUUUACUGAACGGUGGAAGGUCUUCUGACAGUGUGGACACGCCAGCCUCUGCUCUUAGGGAGCUGGGAGUGAAAAUCUUUACCAUUGGCAACAGAUACUCUGACAGCAGAGAAUUGCAGAGGAUUUCAAAAGAGCCUAGCAAUGCAGUGUCAGUGUCUGACUUCAGUGACCUCCCCAGUGUUCAGGAGCAGCUCUUGGAUUCCGUAGAAACCGUUGUCGUCUCUGUGACACCAACAACCCCAACUGUCUUAGUUGACCAAACCGCACCCAGAAAGGAUAUUGUAUUCCUGCUGGAUGGCUCUGAUUACACUAGGAAUGCCUUCCCAGCUAUGAAGGACUUUGUUCAGAGGGUAGUGGAGAAGCUAAAUGUGAUGGAGAACAGAGAUCGUGUGUCUGUGGUCCAAUACAGCAGAGACCCAGAGGCCCAUUUCUAUCUGAACACAUACACAGGAAAGGAAGAAACUCUUGACGCUGUGAGAGCUCUGAGGCACAAAGGAGGCAGGCCCCUCAACACCGGGGCGGCUCUCCAGUACGUGAGAGACAGCGCCUUCUCUCCUUCCUCUGGCAGCAGACGGCAAGAGGGUGUUCCUCAAAUUCUAAUCCUGCUGAGCGGAGCGAGGUCUAGCGAUAACGUAGACACCCCAGCCACCUCUCUCAAAGAGAGUGGCGUCUUAAUCUUUGCUAUUGGCACCAAAAAUUCCAGCCGAGAGGUUGAGAAGAUUUCUUCCGAUCCUACCUAUGCCCAGUCUGUGUCAGACUUUUCGGAGCUGCCAAAUGUCCAGCAGCAAUUCCUGGCCUCUGUGAACACUGCUGUCUUGGAGGUAACACAGACAUCACCACCGGUUUUGGUUGACAGAAGAAUCCCCCGAAAAGACGUGGUGUUCAUGCUGGAUGGUUCCGAUGGAACAAGGAACGUGUUCCCAGCAGUGCUUGACUUUGUUCAGAGAGUGGUGGAGAAACUAAAUGUGGGUGAGGGCAAAGACCGUGUGUCUGUGGUCCAGUACAGCAGAGACCCAGUGGCCCACUUCUACCUAAACACCCACUCAAGGAAGGAAGAUGUUCUUGAGAAUGUUAGAAGUCUGAGACAUAAAGGAGGAAGGCCCCUCAACACUGGUGCAGCUCUCCAGUAUGUGAGGGAGAACGUGUUCACAGCCUCCUCCGGUUCUAGACGCUUAGAAGGUGUGCCACAAAUGCUGAUCCUGCUUAGCGGUGGAAAGUCUUUUGACAGCGUGGACGCUCCAGCCUCGGCUCUUAAACAGCUGGGAGUGCAGAUCCUUCCAAUUGGAAGCAGGAACUCUGACAGCAGAGAGCUGCAGAGGAUCUCACACGACCCUAGUUACGCAAUGUCAGUGUCCGACUUCAGUGACCUUCCAAGUGUUCAACAGCAACUUCUCUCUGUCGUGAGCCCAGUAGUAGUGGAGGCCACUCCCAAAACACCGACAGUCAUAGCUGAAGCCCAGGGUCCUAAGAAGGACGUUAUCUUCCUCAUCGAUGGCUCAGAUGGAGUUGGCCGCGAGUUUCCCAUCAUUGUAGAAUUUGUGCGGACAGUCGUGGAAAAACUCAACGUUGGUGAAAACAAGAUCCGCGUGGGAGUGGUGCAGUAUGGGGACAAUCCCAGCGCUGACAUCUACCUCAAUGCCCACGCAAACAAGGAAGGAGUGUUGAAUGCGAUCAGGGGGCUGAGACAGCGUGGUGGCAGACAACGCAACCUGGGAAGAGCAAUCGAUUUCGUCAGUCGCGAUGUUUUGGCCAAACGAUCUGGAGGCCGUCGGGAGGAAGGUGUUCCACAGUUUGUGAUUGUUGUGUCGGGAGGAAGGUCGUCAGAUGAUGUGCAGACCUCAGCAACAGCCAUCAAAAGAUCCGGGGUCCUCACCUUUAGCAUUGGAACCAGAGAUGUUGAUCCGGGAGAGCUUCAGGUCAUUUCCUACAUUCCAACUUAUGCUCACCCUGUGGAUGACUUCCCUGGGCUCUACACUGUCCAAGAAAAUCUGGUAACCACUCUAACUGAACUGUCAGAUGAAGAAAUAGCACGGAUGCGUCCUGUUUUCCCCGACUUCCAAGGUCCUGUGAUACCAACAACUCCAGGAGAUAAGAGAGAUGUUGUUUUCCUUGUUGAUGGAACAAAUACUGUCCCUAACAUUCGUGACAUGAUUUUGAGGAUCGUGGAAAAGUUGGAUGUAGGAAUGGACAAUGUACGUGUGUCUGUUGUGCAAUACAGUGAAGACGUCAGGCAGGAAUUCCUUCUCAAUGAACAUUCUUCCAAAGGAGAAGUUAAGGAAGCUGUGCGGCGAAUGCGAAACAAGGGUGGGAACCAACUCAAUACAGGAUUUGCUCUUGACUGGGUUUCAAAGAACAUCUAUCAAAGAUCAGCCGGCAGUCGUAUUGAAGAGGGUGUUCCCCAGUUCCUGGUUUUAGUUACAGGCAGCAAGUCCGCAGAUGAUGUGUCUGGUCCUGCUUACCAGCUGAAGCGCAACAUGGUGGCACCAGUGGCUGUCGGAGGCAAGAAUGCGGACGCCGAUGAGUUGAAACUCAUUGCUUUGAAGCCAGAGCUCACAUACUCGGUGCGUGACUUCAGACAGUUGCAGACAGUGGAGCAGCAGCUCGUCUCCUCAGUGAAGACCAUGACGUCUAAGGACAUCACAGAUGUGACAUCUACCUUGGUAUCACCCUCCGUUACAACCACAGAGCCGAUUGAUCUUGGAAGAAAGGAUAUCAUUUUCCUAGUUGAUGGCUCCGACAGUUCUGGCGGAGGUGGACUUGCCCAUAUACGUGACUUCAUUUUGAAAGUCAUUCAGCAGCUGGAUCUCCAUCCUGAUCGAGUGCGGAUUGCAUUAGUUCAGUAUGCAGAGAAGACCAAAACCGAAUUCUCCCUCAACACCCACCCUAACAAGGAGUCUAUCGUCUCAGCUGUCAGGAAGCUUCGUCAAAUUGGCGGUCGAGCAGGCGACUUGGCUUCAGCUAUCGACUAUGUCAUGAGGAAUGAACUGCAUGCUGGUGCAGGGGUUCGGCCUGCUGUGGCCUCUCAGCACCUCGUAGUACUGACCGGAGGAAGGUCCGUCUCAGAUGUAUCCAGCAAAGGCGCCAUCCUGAAGGGCGCAAGGGUGAACUGCAUUGGUGUUGGUGCUGGUGCAGCUGAUACAAGACAACUCACCCAGAUUGCCACUACCCCUCAGGAUGUCCUUAAAGUUACGGCCUUCCCCAACCUUGCCAAUAUUGAGCAGCAGCUCAUUGCUAGGCUGCAAGGGGGCGUUAUCGUAGAACCACCGACAGUUGAAGAGCCUACUACAUCAGGAAUCAUGCCCAGGGCAGCUGAUAUCGUGUUUUUAGUGGAUGGAUCCAUCAACCUGGGCAAGGACAACUUCAGAGAGGUCAUGGAAUUCCUUGUGAACCUUAUUGAUGCCUUCUACAAUGAUCAAGACAGCUUGCAGAUUGGUCUGGCCCACUAUGCUGCUGACGUGACGGAUGUCUUCUUUCUGAAUACCUAUCAAAACAAGGAUGACAUAAUUAACGCAAUUAACCAGGCAGAGUACAAGGGUGGCAACCGCAUUAACACAGGAGCUGCCAUCCGACAUGUGCAGCAGAACCAUUUUGUGAAGGAAAAAGGCAGUCGGAAGGAUAUUGGCGUCCCACAGAUUUUGAUGCUGGUGACUGGAGGCAGAUCAGCAGAUGAUGGCAAGUCCGCAGCCCUUGGAAUAAAGGCCACUGGAGUUCGUGUCUAUGCCAUUGGUGUGGGUGACAUUCAGGGUGAGCUUGCCAACUUAGCGAGUGAGUCUGCCACUGUAGCAAGGGCCAGCAUCUACCAGGAGCUCUCCGAACUGAACGAGCAGAUCCUGGUGACCUUGGAUGAUGAUUUGAAAGGCAUUAAACUGUGCACUGGGGUGCAUGAAUCCACAAAAAGUUGCAGCCUUGAUGUCUUGCUGGGAUUCGACGUGUCCUCGCAGAACAUAUUUACGGACCAGAGAAGCCUGGAGACAAAGAUGACUGCCAUCCUUCAGCGAAUCAUGAAACUUCAAGCCAUCAGCUGCACGUCCGGGCAGGCUCCAACCAUACGAGUGGGCAUGCUGGCCUUGGACUCAGCCUCCGAGCCUAUGCAUCUGGAAUUCACAGACAACUACUCAGAGCUUCUGGAUGCCUUCAAGAACCUACGCAGCCGUGGACCAUUUGUCCUCAACGGGAAGACCAUUGAUACCUACACUGCUAGAUUCAAAGCUCAGCCUAGUGAAUCUGUGAAGGUUGUGAUUCACCUGACAGAUGGUCUGGAUGGACAGUAUGGACAGAUGAAGGAACGAGUUGAGAAAAUGAGGCUUUCUGGUGUAAACGGUUUCAUCUUGGUGGGCCUGGAGAGGGUGCCACAGUUUGAAGAGGCAGUGCUUUUGGAAUAUGGCCGUGGGUUCAGGUACACCCGCCCAUUGCGUGUUAACCUGAUGGAUCUGGACUAUGAGAUCCUGGAGGAGUUGGACAACAUUGCUGAAAGAGAGUGCUGCUCAGUGCCCUGUAAGUGCACUGGUCAAAGGGGAGACCGAGGUGCCGUUGGACAACCAGGACUGAAGGGUGAACCAGGAGCUCAGGGAUACAGAGGACACCCAGGAGAUGAAGGUGGUCCGGGUGAGAGGGGUCCCCCAGGUGUCAAUGGAACCCAGGGUUUCCAAGGCUGUCCUGGACCAAGAGGUGUCAAGGGAUCUCGAGGGUACUCAGGAGAGAAGGGAGAGCUGGGAGACAUUGGCUUGGAUGGAAUCAACGGGGAAGAGGGCACAAGUGGAGUGGCUGGGCCACCAGGAGAACGUGGUAACCCAGGGAGACGGGGAGCUAAAGGUGCUAAGGGACAGGCCGGAGACAGUGGACAAACUGGCAUCCCAGGAGAUCCUGGAGUUACAGGGAAGGACAAUACUCAGCGAGGACCAAAGGGAGAUCUAGGCGAUGCUGGCCCUGCCGGAGAAGCAGGAGAGGACGGCAAAGAGGGAACUCAAGGAGAACCAGGAAGGAGGGGUGCAGAUGGAAGAAGAGGAGCACCUGGACAACCCGGUGCUGCUGGACAACCUGGUGCUGAUGGGCUUGCAGGAGGGCCUGGGAUCGCAGGAUCAAGAGGACCUAUUGGACCAAAUGGAUCUCCAGGACCAAUGGGCGAGUCUGGAAACCCUGGACCAAGGGGACCUGGAGGAGCUCCUGGCUCAGCUGGAGAGAAAGGCCGAAGAGGAUUCGUGGGCCGCAAGGGUGAGCCAGGAGACCCUGGACCAAAGGGGGUCAUUGGACCCCUGGGCCCACGAGGAGAGCCUGGUGAGGAUGGUCGUGAUGGCUUAGGAUUUCCUGGACCUGACGGAAGAAAAGGUGAUGAAGGCUUCCCUGGAUUCCCUGGACCAAAGGGAGCUGCUGGUGAGCCUGGGUCUAAGGGAGGACCAGGACCCAGAGGAAACCGUGGCCAGCGCGGUGUUUCAGGUGACCCUGGUGGACCUGGACAGAAGGGAGACAUUGGCUACCCGGGACCUUAUGGUCAGAAAGGACCUCGAGGACAGAGUGUGGUGCAAUGCGAACUUGUCAAAAAGAUUCGGGACAACUGUCCUUGUUGCUAUGGUGCCCAAGAGUGCCCUCUCUACCCCACUGAGCUGGCCUUCGCGCUGGACUCAUCCCAGGGUGUGCAGAGGCCGGUCUUCAACAGCAUGCGCGACACCGUCAGCCGUCUGCUGAACAACAUCACUAUCGCCCAGGGCAACUGUCCCCGCGGCGCCCGCGUGGCCCUGACCCUCUACAACAACGAGGUGACCACCGAGGUGCGCUUCGCCGACGCCAUGAAGAAGAAGGCCCUGCUGGAGGCCGUGGAGGGUCUGCAGCUGCAGACCUCGCGCAAGGAGCGCAGCCUGGAGACCGCCAUGAACUUCCUGGCCCAGAACACCUUCAAACGCGUGCGCAGUGGCUUCCUGGUGCGCAAGGUGGCUGUCUUCUUUGUGGGUGGCGGGGUCAAGAUCUCGGCAGCCUUCAGUGCCGCUGCGCUCCGACUGUACGACGCCGGCAUCGCCUCAGUCUUCCUCCUGAGCACUGACAACCGGCAGCUCGCUAGAGCUUUGCAGGUCAAUAACACAGCCUUGGCUCAGGUGAUAGUCCUGCCCUCUCCUGGCUCUGCCGAAUACGACUCGGUCAUCAGCAAGAUCAUGAGCUGCCACGUCUGCUAUGAUUUCUGCGCUCCAGCUGGUGUGUGCGACUACACCCCACCCCGUAGCGCCAGAGACAAGAGGUCCUUCAAGUCUGACCUGGACAUUGACAUGGCCUUCGUGCUGGACAGCUCCGAGAGCACAUGGCCGUCUGUCUUCGACGAGUCCAAGCACUACGUGGCCCACAUGGUGGAGCAGCUGGAGAUCUCCCACGAGCCGGCUACCUCCGUCCACCACGCGCGCGUGGCCCUGGUUCAACACAGCCCCUACGAGUUCGUCCGCAAUGGCACCGGCCCCGCCGUCCGCGUCUCCUUCGGCCUCACCGAGCACACCUCGGCCGCCGCCAUCCGCCGCUUCCUGCUGGACAAAACGCCGCAGCUGGAGGGCGGGCGCGACCUGGCGGGUGCGCUGGAGUCCACCACAGAGCUGGUGUUCGAGGCCGUGCCGCACGCACGCCACCUCCGCGUCAUGGUGCUCAUGGUGACUGGGCCCGUGGAGAUGCACGAGGAGCGGCUGGUACGCGCCGCCACCGAGGCCAAAUGCAAGGGCUACUUCCUGGUGGUGUUGGGCAUCGGCGACCGGCUGAGCGCUGGGGACGCUCGCGUCCUGAGCCGCGUGGCCAGCGAGCCCUCUGACGUGUUCUUCAAGCGCGUGGACAAAGACGCCGGCUUCUACGACGACUACAUUCAGAACUUCGGCCGCUUGCUGCCCAAAUAUCUAAGCCUUGACAAUGCCUUCUACAUGUCACCUGAAGUCGCCAAAAACUGCAAGUGGUCACAGAACGAUCAGCCCCACAAAACGGUAGAGAAAGUGAACAACAUGCACGAGAAGCAUCCUGUUCAGCAUCACGAACAGCAGGCAGACCAUGCGAAACACCCCAAAGACCUCCAUCUCGGCGAGCUGCACGUGGCCGACGUCACCUCCCACAGCCUGAGUCUCCGCUGGGCUGCCUCCGGCCAGCCUGGCCACGCCCACUACGAGGUCAACGUAGUGCGGAUGCACAACCACGCGCCCGUGCUGCGCAAGAACAUCACCCUGGCCCACAUCGCCCUCCAGCACCUGGAGCCCACGCAGUCCUACCAUGUGGCCGUCACCGCUCGCUCCGCCAAGGGAGAGGUCUUAGCAAUACACAAGGGCAUCUUCACCACCAAAGGCGUAGAGCCAAAGAUUACUGCAGGGGUCGUUGUUUCAACAGCCCCUUUAAGUAAGCCAGAAAUUGAGCCUGAGAAAGACACAGUCUCAUCAAACUCGAAGACAGGCCCUGUUCCUGUGGACAUCUGCAAGCUGCCCAAAGAGGAGGGCACCUGUGUGAAGUUUGUGCUGAAGUGGUACUAUGACUCCCUCAGCAAAAGCUGUAGCCGCUUCUGGUAUGGAGGCUGCGCUGGUAACGCCAACCGCUUCGAGACCAAAGAGGAGUGUGAGAGGACGUGUGGGAAAGCAGCACCAGCUAGUCCAAGAGUAGCAGUCACAGCAGUAAGAACUUAGGGGACCACUCAGCUCUUAACCUCAACCGACAGCAGGUGGAGAAAGACAUGACACCAAGACGCUGUGCCAACGUGAAGGUGCCUGCACUGGAUUCUGCCAAAGGAUAAAAUCCAAAGAAAUCUUGAAGUAUUUUUUUUUCCUGAGUUUUAUUAUGGUGUUUUAGUUGUUAUUGUUUUUCAAUGCCAUCUUGUAAUGUUCCAGGACAAGAACAACAAAGCUUUUUUUUAUUUUUAAAUGAUUGUUUCAUUUGUACGGUCGUUCAUUUUGAAGAAUAAAAAAAAAGAUAUUCACCUUAUAUGAAUGUCUUGGUCUAAGAGUAACAGGAAAUUUUGCACAGUUCUUAAGAUGUCACAGCUCUGUAUUCACUCUGCAACCCAUCUUGCAUCACAUCGGUGUCUGUUGUGAGUGAGAUGUCAAACACAAAUGAUCCCCUUAAGGACAGUGUUGUCAUAGCCAGCAAAAUAGUCACUUUCAUCACCACAGUUGUAUCUGUUAUCUGUUGUUGUUUUUGUAUAUCAAAGCUAUAGUAUCACCUCUUGUUGACAAACAGAGUUGUUUUUGUAUAACCAAAAAAAAAAAGCACCUCUCGAGCCAGUGGCUCGAACAUAAAAGUCAGGUCUCAAAUUAUGAAAUGUAUGAACUGCCCCUUCUGUUUUUGGUGCUAGUUUCCAUGUCACUGUGCAUUUUCUUGGGGAAAAAGGGAAUAAAGAAAUAAAUUAGACUUUAUACAAAACCAAAA
This is a messenger RNA of Alosa alosa (allis shad), 9747 nucleotides long. It is a transcript of the gene col6a3, whose product is annotated as collagen, type VI, alpha 3. Lineage: Eukaryota; Metazoa; Chordata; Actinopteri; Clupeiformes; Clupeidae. Bases 399 to 9008 code for a protein of 2869 amino acids. Gene Ontology annotation, molecular function: serine-type endopeptidase inhibitor activity; protein binding. The record is from RefSeq and is a predicted model, not a curated record. The transcript has 42 exons.